AUGGCGUCCCAGCUUCUUCCUCUAGAGUUAAUUGACAAGUGUGUCGGAUCUCGGAUAUGGAUCAUCAUGAAGAACGACAAAGAAUUCUCCGGCACAUUGCUCGGGUUCGAUGACUACGUUAACAUGGUCCUGGAAGACGUGACCGAAUUUGACUACACUGGCUCCCAAGUCAAGCUACCGAAAAUCCUUCUCAACGGGAACAAUAUUUGCAUGUUAAUCCCUGGUGGUGAAGGGCCUGCCGGUAGCUCUUGA
Aspergillus puulaauensis is the source of this 252-nucleotide messenger RNA. RefSeq names its product RNA-binding protein LSM5 (gene LSM5). Gene Ontology annotation, cellular component: U6 snRNP; Lsm1-7-Pat1 complex; U4/U6 x U5 tri-snRNP complex. Gene Ontology annotation, molecular function: RNA binding. The record is from RefSeq and is a predicted model, not a curated record. Gene Ontology annotation, biological process: mRNA splicing, via spliceosome. The transcript has 6 exons. NCBI's taxonomy places the organism in Eukaryota, Fungi, Ascomycota, Eurotiomycetes, Eurotiales, Aspergillaceae. Bases 1 to 252 code for a protein of 83 amino acids.